AUGGGAAAUGCAAUUUCAAAUGGGAAAUUGAUAUCUCCAAUAUCUAUUGAUGCAUAGAUAAAAGAGUCAUAAUUAACAAUAAGAUUCAUGUUAGAUUAAAAGAAAUUAAUGGCUCAAAAAAAUACAUUACCUAAAGAUUUUGAUUAAUAGAUAUCUUAAUUGAUAAAAGAAUUGAAAGUUGAACCAAAACUUCUCUAAUAAUUCUAAAGCACUCCUUAAAGUAAAAUAAUAUAACAUAAUUAGAUUUUAAAUGUUUAAUUCUAAAUGAAUAUAAAAACAUUACAGGAAAGAAUUUAUUAUAAAAUUUACCAAAUGAUGAAGUCAACUAUUUUAAUUAGAAAUUAGCUAAUCCAACAUUAUAAGAUUUAGAAUAAUUAAGAAGAUAUCUUAAAAAUCUAUAGAUUCAAGAUUAAUAAGAUAAAUUAGAGCAAUUUCAUAUUACUAUUAAUUUACUUAUAGAAAAUUUAUUUAAAUUUCACUAAUAAGCACAAUAAAUAAUUGAAAAAAAGAAGCCUCCUUGUUAUCUAUAUUAAGUUUAAAUCUUAAAUAUUCUUGAAAUUUUAGUUAAAAUAGAAAAAAACUAAUAAUAAAUGUUAACCAUUCCAGAUUCAAUGGAUAUUAUUUUAAAAAAUCUACAUCCAUUUCAUGUUGAAUUAACAACAACUGUAUUAGAAAUUGCAUCUCAUUUAUGUUGGAAUACAGAUGAAGGAUAUAAUUGGGUUCUAAAAAGUUUAAAUAAAUUGUAUGAAGAUAAUGAAAUUAUAUUUUUUGUUAAUACCUUAAAAAAAAGUAGAAAUGCUGUUAUGAUUGCUACAAUAUGUGUAUUUAUUGUAACACUUACUGAAUCUCCAACUUAAGAAGAAGAAAGAAAAAGAAUGAGAUAAUAAUUUAUAUCUACUGGAAUGGCUGAUGUUUAUAAAAUGAUUAUCAAUAAAAUUGAAGAAUUUGAAUAUAAAGCAGAUGAAUUAAGAUUUGAAGUUGUUUUAUAAUAAAUAAUUGAUCAUAAUAAAUAAAAACAUUAAAUUUUAACAGAUCCUAAUUUCACUGAAGAAAUUAAAUUACCUAUGUUAUAUCAAAGAGAAUCUAGAAAGUGUUAUGAUAUAUCAGAGUUUUCUAAUUCCAUUAAAAUUAUUGAAGGAUAAAUUGAAGCAUUUCUAGAAAAUAAUAAAGAUAUACCUAAUUAAUAACCAUAAGAACCAAAAAAAUCAGAAGUUAAAUAACAUGCUAAACAUUUAAAAUCUACAUUUCUUGCUCCUUAAUAUUUAAAUUUAAUUUAAGAUGAAAUGGGAAAAGCUAAUUUAACUAAUCUAUAAAGAACAGUUGAAAAUAUUAAACAUGAAUCUAAAAUUAGAGGUAGUCAAAUUGUUACUGAAUUUGCAGAAGGUAUUUCUAAAUAUAUUGAUAAACUCAAUUAACCAUCUUAAAAAGAAACUGAAAAUAUAGAGAGUUAAUAAUUUGAAUUAAUGAAAUAAUAAAUUGAUGAUUUACAUGAAAAAAUUGCUAGUUUAGAAAAUGAAAUAAAAGAUUUAAAUACUAAAAAAUAAUCAAAUGAAGCAUUUGUUGAUGUUUUAUAAAGAAAAAUUGGUGAUAUGGAAAAAAAAUUGAAAUCAGAUUAAACUAAUUAUUCCCAAUUAAAUGAAUAAUUAGCUUCCAAAAAUAAGGAUUAUAGAGCACUUUAAUAAGAAAAUGAAUCAUAAUAAAAAGCAAUCUAACAAUUAGAAAAUGAAGUUAAUUAAUUAAAAGAAAAACUAAAUAUAAUGCAAUUGGCCAAAGCUCAAAAAAUGGAAUUAGAAGUACCUCCUUAAAGGCUUUCUCAUAAAUAAGAUAAUACUGAAGAGUUGAAACUAUAACUAGACUAACUCAAAUAAGACUUACAUUAAUAAAAUUAAAAAUUUAUCAUUCAAGAAAAUGAAAUUAAAAGUAAUUUUAUCUAUUUUUAUGAUAGAAUUUUAAUAAUAAUUAAAAGAAUAAAGUGAAAAUUUAUAAACAAAGGAGAUUUAAUUAAAUGAAAAAAAUAAGGAAUGUAGAGAACUUUAAGCAACAAAUGAAAAAUUAAUAAAAAAGAAAUAAGCUAAAAAAAACCAAUUAUUAUAAUUGAAAGAAAAAAUAUUGUCUGUUAAUUAUGUUAAAACUUAAGCAACCAAAAUUUAAAAUGAACUCAAAACUAUUGAACAAUAUUAAGAAGAGCUUAUAAGAUUAAAUAAUAUUAUAGAAGAAUAAGCCAUUAUUUUAGAAUAAUAAAAACAAUACACAUCUAAACUUGAUGAAAUGAGAGAUAAAUAACAAGAGCAAGAAUAAAAAAUUAAUCAAAUGGAAGAUGAAAACAAAAGUAUAUAAUAAAUAAAUUAUUUCCUUAGAAUAAUUAAUUAAUAAUUAAACUCUACAAGAUAAACUGUAAUAAUUGCAAUAGGAAAAGGAAAAUUUAGAAAAAAAAUUACUUAAUUAACUAUAAAAUGCUGCACAAUCUAGUAAUACAUUUGCACCCCCUCCUCCGCCAUUACCUGGGUCAACUUAAACAAAUUCCUUUAUUCCUCCACCACCCCCUCCUCCUCCUGGAGGUUCCAAAACUUUACCUCCACCUCCACCACCACCUCCUCCUCCUCCUCCAGGAGGUAAAACUGCUCCACCACCUCCUCCUCCUCCACCUCCACCUCCCGGAGGUAAAAGUGCUCCUCCUCCCCCACCACCUCCUCCUCCACCUCCAGGAUCAAAAACUGGGGGACCACCACCUCCACCUCCUCCUCCACCUGGUGGUAAGACUGGAUCUGCACCACCUCCUCCUCCUCCGCCUGGAGGCCCAAGACCCCCAGGACCUCCUCCUCCUCCUGGAGGGGCUCCUCCACUUCCUCCUGGACCAAGACCUCCUGGCGGCCCUGAUCCUUAAUUUGGAGUUUCAACAGGAAAACAAAAACAUAAACCUAAUGUCUAACUAAAAUAAGUUUGCUGGACAGUUAUCAAACCAGAAUAAAUUAAAAAUACUAUUUGGGAAUAGAUAGAUGAUACUAAAUUAAAAUUGGAUUUUUCUAUUAUUGAGAAUCUUUUUGCAGUAAAGGCAACAUAAAGUAAUGCAAGCAAUUAAAGUGGAGCCAAUUAACCUUAGAAGCCAGCAAAAAUUUCAAUGUUGGGGCCUGAAAGAGUCAAAAAUUUAGAAAUAGUUUUAGGCAAACUUAAAAUGUCAAAUCAAUUAAUAGUUGAUAGUCUUUAUUAGUAAGUUUAUUAAAGUUAUAUUAAAGAUUUGAUGAAAGUAUAUUAAAACCAAAUGUAGUUGAAUCAUUAAUAACAGCAAUGCCAAAUGAGACAGAGAUUGGAUUGUGGCAAGAUUAAGAUUAAUCAAAUUUAGCAUUACCAGAUAUUUUUUGUAUAAAUAUUAGCUCAGUAAAGGGUUAUGAUUAUAGGUUAUUAAUUUAAAAUAUGUUAGAUUAUUAUCAUUGAAAUUUAAAUAUAAUUAUAAAGAAUUAGCAGAAGAUUUAGAAUAGAAAAUAGUAGGAUUUAAAAAAGUGAUUGAAAAAACUAGAAAUGAUAAGAAUACAAAAGUUGUAAUGGAAUAUGCAUUAGCAGCUGGAAAUUAUAUGAAUGGUCAAUCUGCAAGAGGAGGUGCAUAUGGAUUUAAAUUUGAUAUGAUGGAAAAAUUAGCUGAUGUUAAAAGUACAGAUAAUAAAAGCAGUUUAUUAAUGUUUAUAAUUUAGAAAGCAGAGGAAGAUUUAAAAUAAGAAUUAGUGAUGGUUGAUGAAAGUUUAGAUGAAAUUGAAUUAGCUGGUAUAUUAAUGAAUGUAAAAUUUAGCUAAAACACCUUUAAGUUAAUUAGGUGCUGAUUUGAAUGAAUUAAAAAAGAAUUCUAGGACUGUUGAUAAGGCUAUCAAAUCAAAAGUAUCUCCUCCGAUUUAAGAUUUAGUUGAAGAAAAAUUAUAAGAUUUUUAUUAAUAAGUUAUUACUUAAUUAGCUGAAUUUGAGGCUUAAUUAAAACAAUUGGAAUCACAAUAUGAAGAUCUUUCUAAUUUUUAUGCUGAAACAAAAGUUCCUUUUGAUAAAUUUUUUGAAAAAUUUUAUAAGUACAAAACUGUAUUGAGAUAAGCUAAACAAAAUAUUAAUAAAAUAAAAUUAGCAGAAGAAAAAGAAUUAGAAAAAAAGAGAAAGUUAGAACAAUAACAGCAAAAUUAAUAAUAAUAGAAAUAAUAACAAUAAUAAUAAUAAUAAUAAUAAUAAUAAUAAUAGUAGUAGGAUUAAUCAUAAAUUAAAAAAAAAUAGGAAGGUAAUUUUUAAUAUAAAUAAAAGAUAAUUCACUAUCAGGUUUAAAGAAACUUGAUAAAACUUAAAUUUUAAAUGAAGUUGCAAAAAGAAGAGAAUCAAAAAAAACUAGUAUUCUUUAGCUAGCCAAUGUUUUAGUUAAGCAAUAAAUUUAGACAACUUUAGCAUAAACUUAGGAACAUUGA
Paramecium primaurelia is the source of this 4430-nucleotide messenger RNA. Lineage: Eukaryota; Ciliophora; Oligohymenophorea; Peniculida; Parameciidae. The record is from the annotation of a GenBank genome assembly.